GUAGUGUGUCUCGCCCCCGCCCCCGAGCCCCGCGGUUUCUCUCCGGUCUCCUCUCGGCGUGCGUGCGGCGCAGCGGUGGAGGAUGAGCGAGCAAGGGAAGGGCUCGGCAUCCGCCUCUGCCUCGGCCCCGGUGGCCCCGGGCUCGGACACUUACAAAGGCUGGCUCUUUAAGUGGACCAACUAUCUGAAAGGGUACCAGCGGCGGUGGUUCGUCCUCAGCAACGGCCUGCUCUCGUAUUACAGGACGCAGGCGGAGAUGGCCCAUACGUGUCGCGGAACAAUAAACUUGGCCACAGCGCACAUCGACACAGAGGACGCCUGCAACAUUGUCCUGAGCAGUGGCGGUCGCACGUACCACCUGAAGGCGAGCACAGAAGUGGAGCGGCAGAGAUGGGUCACGGCGCUCGAGCUGGCCAAAGCUAAAGCCAUCCGCAUGAUGAACGAUCAGUCUGAUGACUCAGGAGACGAGGAACCCACUUCCCAAUCAGACCGCAGCGAGAUUCAGGGAACACUGAAGAUACUCGUCAGCAAGCUCGAUGACCUCAGCACGUGUAAUGACCUGAUCGCAAAGCAUGGCGCGGCCCUGCAGCGAUCCCUGAGUGAACUCGAGGGGCUGAAGGUCCCUGUGGAGGGAGGGGAGAAGAUCAAGGCAGUCAACGAGCGAGCCACACUCUUCAGAAUCACUUCCAAUGCUAUGAUCAAUGCGUGUCGAGACUUCUUGGACCUAGCGGAGACCCACAGUAGGAGAUUGCAACGGGCGCUGCAGUAUGAGCGAGAGCAGCGCACUCACCUAGAGGAGACCAUUGAGCAGCUAGCCAAGCAGCAUAACAGCCUGGAGCGAGCGUGGAGAGAAGCACCCACGCUUGUUUCCAACAAGCCCAGUGCCCCGACCACCAACAAGGGAAGCGAGAGGCCGCUCAAAGAAGACGCAAGUGAUGAAGAUGAGGAUACUGAGUACUUUGAUGCCAUGGAGGAUUCCCCUGCGUUUAUCACAGUGACUGCCACUGACAACACACAGCACAGGCGAUCCAGUAAUUUGAGCGGAGCAAGCGGAGGUCCCACCAGUGACUGGAUCCAGGACGACCAUAUGUCUCCAGGCUGCAACGAUGUGUCAGGGAAGGAGCUGCAGCCCCGCAGACAGAGGCGGACUCGCAUCCCAGACAAACCCAACUACUCCCUCAAUUUAUGGAGCAUUAUGAAGAACUGCAUUGGCAAGGAGCUCUCUAAAAUCCCCAUGCCUGUGAACUUCAAUGAGCCGCUGUCAAUGCUGCAGCGACUCACCGAGGACCUGGAGUAUCACGAGCUCCUGGACAGGGCUGCGCGCUGCGACUCCUCUCUGGAGCAGAUGUGCCUGGUCGCUGCCUUCUCCGUCUCCUCCUACUCCACCACGGUCCAUCGGACAGCCAAGCCCUUCAACCCCCUCCUGGGAGAGACCUACGAGCUCGAUCGCCUGGAAGAGUUUGGCUAUCGCUCGCUGUGUGAGCAGGUGAGCCAUCACCCCCCUGCUGCUGCACAUCAUGUGAUUUCCAAACAAGGCUGGACCCUGUGGCAGGAAAUCACCAUUGCCAGCAAGUUCCGUGGAAAAUACCUCUCUAUUAUGCCUCUAGGUGCCAUUCACCUGCACUUCCAGUCCAGUGGGAACCACUAUGUUUGGAGAAAGGUCACCUCCACAGUGCAUAACAUCAUCGUGGGCAAGCUGUGGAUUGACCAGUCGGGGGACAUUGAGAUUGUGAAUCACAGGACCAAGGAGACCUGCCAACUCAAGUUCUCUCCCUACAGUUAUUUCUCCAGGGACGUCCCACAUAAGGUGACGGGUGUAGUGUCAGACAGCGGGGGCCAGGCUCACUACAUCCUCUCUGGUACGUGGGAUGAUAAGAUGGAGAGUGCCAAGAUCGUUCAGAGCAGCCGAGGGGGCAGUGGAUCAGAGGGCAAGCAGAAGACCGUCUAUCAGACGUUGUCCCCCAAACUGCUGUGGAAGAAAUACCCUCUCCCGGAGAACGCAGAGAACAUGUACCACUUCUCUGCUCUGGCAUUGACCCUGAAUGAGCUGGAGGACGGAGUGGGACCAACUGAUAGCCGCCUGAGACCCGACCAGAGGCUGAUGGAGGCAGGGCGAUGGGAUGAAGCAAACUCUGAAAAACAGAGGCUAGAGGAGAAGCAAAGAGCUGUGAGGAGGAGGAGGGAAGCAGAGGCCUCAGGCGCUCUGGAUGACGGUCGAGAAUACGAAGGCUACCAGCCGCUCUGGUUUCACCAGAGGAGGAACUCGAUAACUGGAGAGACAAACUUUGUGUACAAGGGAGGUUACUGGGAGUCCAAGGAGAGACAGGACUGGAACAUGAGCGCUGACAUCUUCUAACCCAGGAACUGACCCCAGAUCACAGCCAACCUCAGCAGACAGGAAACGGCUCAGCCUCUGGUCCUGGCUCAUGAGCACUUUUUGGACCUUCUGUGAUGAUGCAAACGUGGAUGUUUCACACGCUCUCGGAUAACACUGUACCUCCAAAUGUACACACUCACUCUGUUCUUACACUGGGGGAAAAGACGGGUGAUUCCCUGAGUCCUCCUCUUUGACACCAUACUGAAACAGCAGUGAGGUAACGUGUGGAUGUGCGAUAAUGAGGUGGGGACAUCAGACAAUGAAGGCCCUUGCAUACUCCUGAAAUCAGGUGCUCCGUAAUGCUACCCACAAUGCACUUUUUUUGGAUCACCCUAUCACAGAGUUUAACCAAUUGGAUAGAAACUCGUAUCAAAGCAGCUCACAACUAUCAACUAAAAACAGGGACAGAAUCAUAGAAACACAAGUGUUGAAUACACGUCAGUCAGUUAUUUUAAGAAAGUUCCCAUCCUUAUAUUUAUCACAUUUGAUAUAAAGCUACUGUAUAAGUUAGUUAACGUUUUCCUUCGCAGGAUUGAAUUCAAGUGCUCAUUUUUUCUUAAAGAGGGAAGUUAACACCUGAACAUGGUGUCUAAAAGAUUUCUGUCUAAAAGAUUUAUUUUGGAGACCCAAAGUGUCAAAUAAAUAAAGACACCAUAUCUAUAAUUGCAAAACAAUGAGAUAUAACCAUAAAAUUUGGAAAUAAUUAAAAUUAUAUAUAUAUAUAUGUGUAUAUAUUUAUAUAUAUAACUCCUUUUUAAUAAAAUGUCUUGCUGCUUAUUAGUAGUAAUAUAUUUUGUUGCAGUUGUAUCUUAUUCCAGCAGUUUUAUUUAUUUUAAAUAUUUACUUUAGUUAAAAGCUUAUGAUUUGAUCGGUAAAUAGUCACAAACAAUAGUCAUUGGAAAAAAAUACUUUACCUGCUAAACAGAACUAGAAUGGGCUGCAACAAAUUUAAGAUUAAAUAAUGAUUAUUUCCCUUUUCUGUGGUUUUAUCUGUGUUCAUUUAUAUGAUUGCUAGUUUUAUAUUUAUAACAUUUUCUGCAGUUUGGUUCUCCAUAAUCAACAGCUAAUAUUUGCCUGAGAAAAUGAUAUUGUUCUUAUACACUAGAGGCUUGUUCAUUCUAACUGAUAAAACAUGCAGCGAUGUAGAAUAUUGUUUUACUUGGUGUGAAUUUUGGGGUUUCCUUCCAGCUCCCAUCAAGUACGUAGUUAUUCUGUUUCCUUGUCAGUUAGACUGUAGUCUUUGUAGUGGUAAUAUAGCUGCUGGCCCGUUUCACACUUUAAAAAUGAGACAUGUCUAAUGCUUCAUUUCAGUCGUAUAAACAUGCUUUAGACAUCUUCCAUCUGUAAUUCUGGAGUCAGAUUUCUACAGUAGUCAGUCCUUUAAUUGUAACUCAACAGUAAAACAUUCAUAUCACUUAAGGAAUCACCAUCAAAGACCUGAACAUGCACGUUUCACUGUGAUUGACCAUAGAUUAGAACAUACCUCUGUGUUGAUGUUUUAGAAGAUCUCACUUCGUACUUCUUUACCUCGUCUUCUGGUGCUCUCCCAUUGCAACACAUAUCGUAUCCUUGGUGACAAUUUUGAGUGACAUCAUUCUCAGUGAUUGAACAAAGUAUUAACUCUGCGCCAAAUCACCAAUGAGGCAUUCAGUCAUUGCCACCCAGGGCAUCCUGUUGGUUUCUAUAGUGUACGGUGCACUAGCUCCACAGCCUCCCAUCAGUUACUAACCAGUGGUCUCAGCAGGACUACUCUACCUGAGAUUGGAGGGGUUUCUCUCAGGGGUCCGGAGUGGCUUCAGCUGACGGGAGGUCAGGGCUGGUUCCUGUAGCACACCACUGUGUCAGUCAGCUUUAGCCACAGAGGACUCCCCCAGUUGCUGCUCCAGACUCACCACAGCUUACAUGUCGUCCUCCCAUUCAGUGUUUGUGGACACGCUGAUCUGGGAUCAGCUCACAAGGGUACCCUCAGUCUUUUGCCUUAAAUCGACUGAACAAGGAAAAGAGUCCUCUGACCUGUGCACUACAUGUCUACAGUGACAAGAGUUUUGAAAACCAGUUAGUAUUUUUUGUAAUUAUUGUUAGGAAUGUAGACUUCAAGGCUGGAGGUAUUGUAUCUAUUGUUUGUCUAUUUCUGUGAAUAUUUUGUGAUAAAAGAAUGAUACUGUAAUGUAAAUUUAAGAAUAACUAUACUAAUUUGAGUAUUAAGUUAUCUGUACAGAAUAUUUCAAAUCUGACAUAAUUGACUGAAAAGCCUGAAGGGUUUCCUGAAAUAUAAAUUUUUAAACCAGAUUAAUUCCGUGAAGAUGGAAGUUAAUCGUGUGGCGAUUCAUCUUUUAUAUUUCCAUAAACUGUCUUAACACACUGAAAAUCAUUUUAAUAGAGUACUUUAUGCUAGCACAUUAGUAACUGUGGUUCAGUUAUCAUUUCUUCUGAUGUGAAAAAUGAAGUGGAAAAGAGAUUCAUUCAUAAUAGAGUGCCCCUCCGUGUGGGCUGAUAGAGAGAUGAUAUGAGCUCUUACAAUGUUCACUGAUGUUAAUGAUUUUGAUGAUGAAAUGAUUGAUGAUGGAUUUUUUGCACAAGAGAUGUUUCUUUACCCAUCGACAAACGGUUUUAAAGCAUUUUUGACUUGUGGUUGUCAAGAGCACAGUUUGAGGCUCCAUCACUAAAUCUCUCGCUUGGAACAUCCUGCUAAAAGAAGUAAUAUAGCAUUUAUAGUAAAUAUGUUUGGGAUUUUUUCAUGAAAUGAUUUUCACCUCUGUCAUUUCUGAUGCUACAACCGGCAGCUGGUUAGUUUAGCUUAGCAUUAAGACUGGAAACAGGGGGAAACAGCUACCCGGGUACCGUCUGAAUUCAAAGAAUCUACCCACCAGCAUCUCUCAAGCUCACAAACACGUUAUAUUUUCACAUAAUACACUUUGUGUUUGGAGCUCACUGAGAAUCUCAGCCUUUUGUCGGCACAUUAAGGAAGCAGAGGGCCUUCCUGCCACUCACGUCAUCGCAAGUCUCACACUUUGUGUUUUGAACAAAGAUGAGAUGUUGAUUUGUCAGAUUUAGAGCUCAAUAUAGCUGGAUUUUUUUUUUUUUUUAAACCUUUGGACUGAACCAGAUUAGUUUCCAGUUGCUAGGCUAAUUACCUGCUGUCUUUUCUGUAUGUUAAAUAGUCAUGAGCGUGGUAUUAAUCCUCUCAUGUAACGCUUAACAGAAAAAGACCAUAGAGCUUAUUUCCCAAAAUGUCGAGGUUGUGCAAACUUUAAAUCAUAUCAAGCGAGAUGUUUUAUUUUUGCUAUCUUGAAAAAUCAUCACCGUGCAGUUAAUUCUGUAUCAUCGGGCACAGUCAUGACAUCUCAUCCCUGCUGAGUGGUGCCGAAGGAAACUGUACAACUGGAGAGUUGAUUUGUGAUUUUCCUUUUUCUUCAGCGAUCGAGUUGAAGUUCACUAAAGAUUUACUUUAAUAUAUUGUGUUGGAGAUGAUUUUAUACUUGAGAAUACAUAUUAUAUUUUGAAUGAUAACCGAGAGCUCAUCAUACGUUUUAGUCAAUAUAUUUUCAAAUAACUUGACCUCAGUGCGUGACAGGGACUUGCCUGUUGACGUUGCCCCACUGAGGCCUGUACAGUCUCGGACAGCUGUAGCAAUAAUGCAGUGAGGUGUAGAUUUGUUAGAUAAUGGCUGUUGUUCCUUCAGACAGUUGUCUCCCUCAUGCAGAAUGGGGAAAAACAACCAAAGUGUAAAUGGAGAGUGUACUGAGACUAAAAAAAGCUCUUCAUCUGCCUUCCUUAUCUCAGAGGGAUCCAGUGUAAACACUCCCUCAAUGUUUUUCACAUUUCAUCCCACCCGACUCUUAAUUCACUGUGGUGUGAUCUCUUUUUUUUUUUUGCUUUAAUUUGUAUUCUUUCUUUUUCUGCCAUGUUUUCUAUCUUCUCAUGGGUGCCAUUGUCCUUAUGUUUCAUACUGUUUGUAUGGCUAAUGAGUUAGAUUAGUGUGCACAUGCUGCACACACGUCCUUCUCAUUCAUGCUCAGUUUCGAGACAGAGGUUCACUGAUGAAGACGAGGGAGAUUUUCCUCACGGCGUCUAAAGUCAACCCUGCUUCUUAUCAAACUGUGACUCAAAGCUUUGAGGUGAGACUUGGGUUAAACAAUAUGUAUGAAAGUUUUGAAACGCUUCACAACAGCGGCCUGGCACAGGAGGUCAAAGGUGACAGACCUGCCUUGACUGCUACUCACUAUCUCCAAAUACACAACAGUGUAUUCAGGUGAAACCGCUGUCUCAACUGAGGUUUUUUCCUUUUUUUUUAAUUGUCGGUUUUCUCCCUUCAUUUAUACUUGUAACAUCGUCUUUAAACAGCAAAGACACAAUAAUGGAAGAUGAGGAUAAUAAAGUUGUUAUUGUUGACACUGAA
Platichthys flesus (European flounder) is the source of this 6776-nucleotide messenger RNA. It is a transcript of the gene osbp2b, whose product is annotated as oxysterol binding protein 2b. Gene Ontology annotation, molecular function: cholesterol binding. The record is from RefSeq and is a predicted model, not a curated record. NCBI's taxonomy places the organism in Eukaryota, Metazoa, Chordata, Actinopteri, Pleuronectiformes, Pleuronectidae. The coding region runs from base 83 to 2356 and encodes 757 amino acids. The transcript has 14 exons. Gene Ontology annotation, cellular component: intracellular membrane-bounded organelle; cytosol; membrane.